AUGGGGAAGAAAAAGAAAAGUGCUUUACAGGUCAUCAUGGAAGAUGUUGGAAUAGAGAUUGAUGGACAAGUCGAAAGUGACGCAGAGAGUGAAGAAGAAGUAAAGGACAAGACACCCAAGAAACAUCCCCGCAGGAAAACUGGCAGAGCAAGCAGACUUGAAAGGAGAAAGCAAGAGAAAGACAAAGAAGAUGAUGAGAGCAAAGAGGAAGACGGUUGUAGCCAACAAAAAAGAGCUUCCAGGAGAAAAAACUACCAAAUUAAAAACAGCGAUGGAAAAAAGGCAGGGGAGGAAGGAAGGCGACAGAGAGAGAGAGGCAAAAAGCCUCCUACCAAAGAUCAAAAGGAGUCAGAAAACACAGAAAAGAAAACAAACAAGAAAGGAAAGGAGGGGGAGAACAAACAGCAGACAGACAGGAAAAACAGUACUUCCUCUUCUGCCAACUCAUCCGACGAGGAGUCGCUGUCAGAGGAAGAGCUCGCAAUGCUGAUGGAGCAGGUGGAGCAAAAGAAAAAACUGAUUUCCACCAUGAGGAACAAGCCCUGGAGGAUGGUGAAGAAGCUCUCGGUGCUCAGGGAGGCCCAAGCUUUUGUAGAGAAGUUUGAAGGAGCUCUGGGAAAAGGGAAGGGCAAAAAGUUGUAUGCGUAUAAGAUGAUGAUGGCAAAGAAAUGGGUGAAAUUUAAGAGAGACUUUGACAAUUUUAAAACCCAGUGCAUACCCUGGGAGAUGAAGAUAAAAGAAGUGGAGAGUCACUUUGGCUCUUCAGUCGCUUCCUACUUCAUAUUUCUGCGGUGGAUGUAUGGAGUAAAUCUUGUCCUUUUUGGGUUAAUAUUUGGACUGGUUAUAAUUCCAGAGAUCCUGAUGGGAAUGCCAUAUGGAAGCAUGCCAAGGAAAACUGUACCGCGGGCUGAACAAGCAACAGCUAUGGAUUUUUCAGUUCUUUGGGAUUUUGAGGGCUACAUCAAAUACUCAGCCCUCUUUUAUGGCUACUACAACAACCAGCGGACAAUUGGUUGGUUAAAAUACAGACUACCGAUGGCAUAUUUCACAGUUGGGAUCAGCGUGUUCGGCUACAGCCUGAUGGUUGUUAUAAGAUCGAUGGCACGCAAUGCCAAUGAAAGUACAACAGACGGGGACGAUGACAACUUCAUUUUCAGCUGGAAGAUGUUCACCAGCUGGGACUACCUCAUUGGCAACCCAGAGACAGCGGACAACAAGUUUGCAUCCAUCACCACCAGCUUCAAGGAGUCUAUCGUGGACGAGCAAGAAAGCAACAAGGAUGAGAACAUCCAUCUGAGGAGGUUCCUGCGGGUUUUGGCCAACGUCCUCAUCAUAUGCUGCUUGUGUGGGAGUGGCUACCUUAUUUAUUUCGUGGUGAAACGCUCCCAGACGUUUUCCAAAAUGCAAAAUGUGGGGUGGUAUGAAAGAAAUGAGGUUGAAAUUGUGAUGUCCUUGCUGGGCAUGUUUUGCCCUCCGCUGUUUGAAACCAUUGCUGCACUAGAAAAUUACCAUCCCCGCAUCGGGCUGAAAUGGCAGCUGGGGCGGAUCUUCGCGCUCUUCCUUGGGAACCUCUACACGUUUUUGUUGGCCUUGAUGGACGAUGUCAACGAAAAACUGGCUGAAGAGGACGUGGUGAAGAACAUCACGCACUGGACAUUGCUUAGCCACCACAACUCAUCCAUGGGGAAUGGCAGCACUGCCACUCCACCUCCCAUUGAUCCUGCAGACGUGCCCAGGGGACCCUGCUGGGAGACAACUGUUGGCAUUGAGAUUGUAAGGCUCACCGUGUCUGACAUCCUGGUGACCUACAUAACCAUCCUGGUGGGAGAUUUCGUCCGAGCUUGCUUCGUCAGAUUUAUGAAUUACUGUUGGUGCUGGGACCUGGAGGCUGGAUUUCCAUCCUAUGCAGAGUUUGACAUUAGCGGCAAUGUUUUGGGUUUGAUCUUCAACCAGGGAAUGAUUUGGAUGGGAUCCUUUUACGCACCAGGGCUCGUGGGUAUAAACGUGCUGCGCUUGUUAACCUCCAUGUAUUUUCAAUGCUGGGCUGUUAUGAGUAGCAAUGUCCCUCACGCACGAGUUUUCAAGGCGUCCAAGUCUAAUAAUUUUUACAUGGGACUUUUGCUGUUGAUCCUGUUCCUCAGCCUCCUGCCUGUGGCUUACACCAUCAUGUCCCUGCCUCCCUCCUUUGACUGUGGACCUUUCAGUGGAAAGAAAAGGAUGUAUGAAGUCAUUCAAGAGACCAUCGAGCUGGAUUUCCCACUUUUUGUUGCCAAGAUCUUCAGCUAUGUGGCAAAUCCAGGACUGAUCAUACCCGCAAUUCUGCUCAUGGUCCUCGCCAUCUAUUACCUAAACGCUGUGGCUGAAGCGUAUCAGCGCGCCAAUGCAGAGCUGAAGAAGAAAAUGCAGAUGCAACGCGAAGAAGAGAAAAACAAGAGAAACAACAAAACCAGCACUAACCCUGCGCUGCAAGAUCUGGAGGAUUUAUUUACACCAAGUACGAAGAGUGAAAGUCACCCCAAACAAGCAGAAGACAAGAAAACAGACUCUCCCGAUAGAACCAGCCCUGUCAGGAAACAAGGCAAAGCAACAGCCCCGGGGGGCAGCCCCAUGACUGGCGGGAGAGGACCGGCGUUCACCCUGCCGCCGCACGUGCUGGUGACGCAGCCACCGACACCGCGCCUCUGGGCGCCUUACCCUGGGCACCCCAGGCCUCGGGGGCACCCACUGGGACCAGUCCCUGUAAGGGGGAGAGGGCAGCCACGCUACCUGUAUCCUGCUCAAUAAGCUCAGCAAUGUUUCUCCCGUUUGACAUUAAAAUAGAGGUGCUGCAUGAACUACUGUAGUUUUAGUAGGAAGCAAUUACUGUAUGUUGGUCACCCACUCAUGAUAAUCUCUAUCUAUCCAACACUGACUAUCUAAACCCACCCUGUUUAGAAGCAUAGCAGCACUUUGGACUUGUAACCCUCAAUGGCUGCACUGAUUUUGAUCACGAAGGAACUGAGAGGUAAACAGGAUGAAAAUCAGACGUGGCAUUGAUAAACUACUAUAUACAGGACACCAGCCCUGUGGCCACUAGCAGCAGCAUGGUGAGCUUGCUCUGUGGUGUGAGUGCUUGUCAGUCCCUUUAAAGGCUCCUUCAGUUAAUAAAAGUAGUAUGAG
Messenger RNA from Tyto alba (common barn owl), 3159 nucleotides. RefSeq names its product transmembrane channel like 2 (gene TMC2). Gene Ontology annotation, molecular function: mechanosensitive monoatomic ion channel activity. The record is from RefSeq and is a predicted model, not a curated record. Gene Ontology annotation, biological process: vestibular reflex; detection of mechanical stimulus involved in sensory perception of sound. Gene Ontology annotation, cellular component: plasma membrane. The coding region runs from base 1 to 2784 and encodes 927 amino acids. NCBI's taxonomy places the organism in Eukaryota, Metazoa, Chordata, Aves, Strigiformes, Tytonidae. The transcript is spliced from 20 exons.